AUGAGUCUCGUUAGUGGCCACACACGACAGCACACGUUUGCCACGGAGUACGAUGCCAACCUGGCCUACAACGAGAUCCACUUCAAUGGCAAAUCAAUCACCUUGAUCGGUCCUUCGGAAGAGGCUCGCGCGGAGGGCAAGAGCACCUUCGGUGACAAGAACAUCUCUUUCCUAGGAGGGUUCUGCCUCAAUCUCAACAACAUCACCGGCCCUGCGAUGGUCAGCAUCCCCGUAAUCUACCAACAAGCUGGCUGGCUUCCAACAACGCUGGGGAUGGUGAUCGUGAUGAUCAUUGCGGCGUUCUCCUCGACCAUGAUGUGCAAAGCCAUGGCCCUUGUGCCUGGCAAUGAACGGUUCCAGAGUCGAGUUGAGAUCGAAGGACUGGCGAAAAUCUUCUUCAACAAGUGGGGCUACUACCUCACGCUCCUGUUCCUCAUCAUCAGCUUACAGGCCACCAACAUCUCUUCUAUUAUCAUCUCCGCCCAGACAGUCGACUUUGCGUUGGUAGCGAUGUUCAAGUACACGUGUGGUCUUGAAUUCUACCCCGACUUCGGCUACGACAGCGUAACCACCGCUGGCCACGACUCAAACACUCCGUUCGGAGAUGUGAUAAUCAUCUCGCUGGGAUUUGUGAUCGUGUUUAUGGGCACCUUGCCGAUGGCCUACUUCAAUCUUGACGACAACAUCUGGGUCCAAAUUGGCGCCUGCAUUAUCAUGAUGGCCAUCGUGUUGGGUGUCUGGAUGGUCGACUUCUUCAUGGUCGGGCUCAACCUCGACAAACUCGACGUGAUAGGCGACAAUCAAAGCCAGCUGCUGGGGACGGUGAUCUUCAAUUUUGCCUUUGUUACCUCGAUACCUUCCUGGGCCAAUGAAAAGAAAGAAGGUGUGAGCAUUAACCGGUCGAUAUGGGGAGCUUCGAUUCUGGGCACUUCCCUCUUCAUCGUCAUGGGCCUGUUUGGCGGGUGGGCGUUCAAGUACCCGCCCAACACCAAUAUUCUCGACGUCCUCAUAAGCAACGCCAACUCUGUGGGGCACGUGAUGGAGAUCAUCGUACACAUAUCAGUGUACCUGUUCCCAAUCGUAGUACUCCUGUCCAGCUUCGACGUGAGCCUGCUUCGACUGGAGGUGCACUCUAUUCAGGAACGAGCACCUACCAUGGUGCUCAAUCCUGCAAUGCUGCAAUCGGACGACAAGUUCGGCGACGAUGAGGACCCACUGCUGGGAGCCGACCCAGCCCUCCUUGCUGCCAUCGAGGCUGACCUCCGGUUCCGCUCUGUGCCCAAGUUCCUCGCCUUGCGGAUCCCACCCAUCUGGAUUGCGGGAGCCCUUUCCACCCUCAUCACCAUUGGCAUUGUGGCCACCAUUGUGCUUGACAUUGUGUACCUUGCCCAAGGAGACAAUGUCAUGGGCUAG
Messenger RNA from Acanthamoeba castellanii str. Neff, 1413 nucleotides. RefSeq lists its product as uncharacterized. The record is from RefSeq and is a predicted model, not a curated record. The coding region runs from base 1 to 1413 and encodes 470 amino acids. Lineage: Eukaryota; Discosea; Longamoebia; Acanthamoebidae. The transcript has 11 exons.